CUCCCAGAGAAAAGAGACACCCUCUCUGUAAAAGCAAGAGAGGUGGGUGGUGGGUGGGGGGAGAUUCGCCUGUACAGGAUCAGCCACAAGACUGGGGGAGAUUCCCUGCCACAGGAGAGGCAGAGGAGCGACAGGUCUCCCUGCAACAGUCCUUUGCAAAUGUAUGGUAAAAACUGCACAAAACAAUGGCAUAUUACCCCAGCUCAGAAGAUUUAACUAAGUCAUUGGUCUUUCGUUUGCAUGAAAAUACUCCUGAAAUAGUGAGGGAAGUUCUCCUGGAUCGUGAAUGGAUUGAAUAUGAUGGUGAAGAGCAAGAAAAAGGUGACUGGAAUUUGUAUUGGCGAACAUCAGGUUUUACUGCUGUUGAAUACCAAAACAUAAUGCCUUGGCAAAGGCUAAACCACCAUCCCAAAACCAUGGGCAUAACUCGCAAAGACAACCUUGCUCGUAAUUUGAAACGCAUGUCUGGGGUUUUUGGUUCAGCAUCCUAUAACUUUAGCCCUGUGGGUUUCAUUCUUCCCAAUGAUUACACUAAAUUUGUUGCUGAGUACACCAAAGACAAGCAGGCCAAUGGUGGGAAGGCUGGAUAUUGGAUAUGCAAGCCAGUCGAUCUUUCCCGGGGCAGGGGGAUAUUUGUAUUUAAAGAUAUUGAAGAUUUGACAUACAGUUGUUCAGUUAUAGUGCAAAAGUACAUUAGCAAUCCUCUUCUCAUUUCUGGUUACAAAUUUGAUUUGCGAAUCUAUGUUUGCGUUACCAGCUUUUGCCCACUGACAAUUUAUAUAUACCAAGAAGGUUUGGUGAGGUUUGGAACAGAAAAGUUUAAUCUUAUGAAUUUAGACAACGUCUUCUCUCAUUUAACAAACACCAGCAUCAACAAAUUUGGACCCUCUUACACUCUGGAUAAAGAGCGGGUUGGCUCAGGGUGCAAAUGGACUAUGAGCCAGUUUCGAUCCUUUCUGCAAGGUUUGAAUAUAAACGAACUUCUCCUGUGGCAGAGAAUCAGUAACAUAGUGACUUUAACCCUGCUCACAGUUACUUCAUCCAUUAAACCUCUACCUAACUGCUUUGAACUCUUUGGUUUUGACAUCCUUAUAGAUGACAAUAUAAAACCAUGGCUUUUAGAAGUAAACUGCAGCCCAGCAUUAACAAUCGAGUGCACUGCCGAUGUGAUUGUGAAGAAAGGGCUGGUAUAUGACCUUUUGGACCUGCUGAACUACAAAGACAUUGAUCCGUUGCGCUAUCGUGGCUACCCAAGGCCACAGGAUUACAAUGUUUUUUCUUCCAGCAGCUGCCCUUCGUUUUGCGUCACAAAUUCAUAUGGAAACCAAUCUCCUCUUCACCCUAGGACAUCUAAGAAAGGAAACGCCACCUGUUCUAAAGAAGCCUGGUCCAGUUCUCAGAACCACUCACUAUUGCUCUGCCGCAGAAGCUGCAAUCAGUCCAGUGUAUGCAACCAAAGCCCCACAAGUGAGGAGCAGAAGGUUGACACCCAAAAACUAGAGAAAGAAAAUAAAAAUCCCACCAGUUGUAAACCCCGGCUCACUUUUUUCCAGUGCACAGUUUCAGAUGACUUUGGGAUCAUUUACAAAAAGGUUAGCGCUCUCCCAGCUGUGCAGUGGGCGGAGAAGAGAACUGCAACAAAUGCAAAAGUCCCCAACUCACUGCCGAAGAAUACGUUGACCUCCCGGUUGAGAGAGAAGAUGAACAAGGGUAUUGGGGGAGAGAAUAUCCCACCCAAGUUAAAGGAUCUGCCAAAGAACAGAGGAACUAUGGUACAGAAUCCCAAAAGGCAGGCUACAAAAACCAUCCCACGAUUCCCCUCCGUUAAAGUGCAGAAGUACAAGCAUACAUCUUUUCCUCAGUACAGCAUUUCGGAGUUUGACAAGAAGCCCCUAUCUCGCAUAGGAGACUUCAUACUUACCUUUCCAUUUAAUGAAGCUACGCUAAAGUCUUCUCAGAGCAUUCUAGACCUAAAGACUGUAAUGCAGGAAAUGCAGAAAAUGCUGAAGAGACAGUUGGCCCAGGAGCACAGGAGCCCGAAACGAAAGAAAAGUGAGGCAACUGCAGAUAUCACUUACAGUCGAAAAGAAUCUAUUGCUCCUUUGCUCUGGGGACCUCGCAACCCCCCAUUGCUUAGUGACUGCUGCUAUCAAGUCUAAGUCAUUCAAUCAUAUUAACGCCUACUACUUUCGUUCAAUAAAACAAUAAUCCUUAACAAUGCAUCAGAGGAAUAAAAACUUUGUUCUAAGGAAAGAACUAAGGCUUUUUUUUAAAAAAAAUACAAAUACUGGUAUUGGUCUAAUUUAUUUUUCUUGGGAAAUAGUAAUGUUUUGGGUGUUGGUAAGGAACCAGGUGGCACAGGUGAAGUUGAUUUCUUUCUUUAAAAAAGUCAAAUCUAAAUCUGCAUCAAUAUGAUAUCACAAAAAAAUGGUAAAUAGGAAUGAGUAUAGUGCAUUUUAGUUGUUGGGUGAUACUAGGACAUUACCUGUUUCUUAUUUACGAGAGGACUGAUUGCUGUGGUGAUGCUUUUGGAAAAUAUUUUUGUUGUUCUAGCAUUGCAACAAUCAAA
Messenger RNA from Callorhinchus milii (elephant shark), 2569 nucleotides. It is a transcript of the gene ttll2, whose product is annotated as tubulin tyrosine ligase-like family, member 2. NCBI's taxonomy places the organism in Eukaryota, Metazoa, Chordata, Chondrichthyes, Chimaeriformes, Callorhinchidae. Gene Ontology annotation, molecular function: tubulin binding; tubulin-glutamic acid ligase activity. The coding region runs from base 186 to 2159 and encodes 657 amino acids. The transcript is spliced from 2 exons. Gene Ontology annotation, biological process: protein polyglutamylation; microtubule cytoskeleton organization. The record is from RefSeq and is a predicted model, not a curated record. Gene Ontology annotation, cellular component: cilium.